AUGCAGUGAAUAUGGAGCCACUUGGAAAUACAGAUCUUUACGCGCAAAUUUGUUUUGCAAUGACUUUUCAAACUACUUAUACGGGGUGAAACCGCAGCGGUCUCGGCUGUUUUUUGAGGUGACUACUGAGCCAUGAGGUCCGCAUCCUCGCGGUUAUCGAGUUAUUCCUCCAGGGAUUCCUUAUGGAGCCGGAUGCCGGAUCAGAUCUCUGUGUCCGAGUUUCUCUCGGAGACGACGGAGGAUUACAAUUCCCCCACGACUUCAAGCUUCACCACCCGUUUGCAGAGCUGUCGGAACACGGUCGGUGUUCUGGAGGAGGCUUUGGAUCAGGACAGAACAGCUUUACAAAAGGUCAAGAAAUCUGUCAAAGCAAUCUACAACUCGGGUCAAGAGCAUGUGCAGAAUGAAGAAAAUUAUGGGCAGGCAUUGGACAAGUUUGGCAGCAACUUUAUCAGCCGAGAUAACUCUGAUCUGGGAACAGCAUUCAUCAAGUUCUCAAGCCUCGUCAAGGAGUUGGCCGCUCUGCUCAAGAACCUGCUUCAGAGUCUCAGCCACAAUGUCAUCUUCACCCUGGACUCUCUGCUCAAAGGAGAUCUAAAGGGAGUGAAGGGGGAUCUUAAAAAGCCUUUUGACAAGGCCUGGAAAGACUAUGAGACCAAGUUCACAAAGAUUGAGAAGGAGAAGAGAGAACAUGCCAAGCAGCACGGCAUGAUCCGUACGGAGAUCACCGGUGCAGAGAUUGCAGAGGAGAUGGAGAAGGAACGACGAAUCUUUCAGCUGCAGAUGUGUGAGUACCUUAUCAAAGUGAACGAGAUAAAGACCAAGAAGGGAGUGGACCUCCUCCAGAAUCUCAUCAAAUAUUAUCAUGCACAGUGCAAUUUUUUCCAGGAUGGCUUGAAAACCGCUGAUAAGUUGAAGCAGUAUAUCGAGAAGUUAGCUGCUGAUCUCUAUAAUAUAAAACAGACCCAAGACGAGGAGAAAAAACAGCUGACUGCUCUUAGAGAUCUCAUCAAGUCGUCUUUACAACUGGACCAGAAAGAGGAUUCUCAGAGCAAGCAGAGUGGCUACAGUAUGCACCAGCUGCAGGGUAAUAAAGAGUUUGGCAGUGAGAAGAAGGGCUAUCUCUUUAAGAAGAGUGAUGGGAUCCGUAAGGUGUGGCAGAGGAGGAAAUGCUCUGUGAAGAAUGGCAUCCUCACCAUCUCUCAUGCCACAUCCAACAGGCAACCAGUGAGACUGAAUCUGUUGACCUGCCAGGUUAAACCCAGUGGAGAGGAUAAGAAGUGCUUUGACCUGAUCUCCCAUAAUCGAACAUAUCAUUUCCAGGCAGAGGAUGAACAGGAGUUUGUGAUAUGGAUCUCAGUGCUGACUAACAGUAAGGAGGAGGCUCUGAACAUGGCAUUCCGUGGCGAGCAGAGUGCUGGAGAUGACAGUAUGGAAGACUUGACCAAAGUCAUCAUUGAAGACGUGUUACGCAUGCCUGGGAAUGAAGUCUGUUGUGACUGUAGCGCUUCAGAGCCUAAAUGGUUAUCCACUAACCUUGGCAUCCUGACAUGCAUCGAGUGUUCAGGGAUCCACAGGGAAAUGGGAGUCCAUAUUUCACGCAUCCAGUCCAUGGAACUCGACAAACUCGGCGCCUCUGAACUCUUGCUGGCUAAGAAUGUGGGUAACAGUAGUUUUAAUGAAAUUUUGGAAGGGAAUCUGCCGAGUCCAUCACCAAAGCCAACACCAUCAAGUGACAUGACAGAGAGAAAGGAGUACAUAAAUGCAAAGUAUGUGGAGCACAGGUUUGCUCGCCGGACAGCCACUACAGCAACAGCCAGACAGGGUGACCUUUAUGAGGCCGUGAGGACUCGAGACCUGAUGGCCCUUAUUCAGCUCUAUGCUGAUGGAGUGGAGCUCAUAGAUCCAUUUCCAGAAGCUGGACAGGAUCCCGGAGAGACUGCACUGCACUUUGCUGUGCGGACGUCUGACCAGACCUCACUGCACCUGGUGGACUUCCUUGUACAAAACAGUGGAACUCCAGACAGACAGACAGAUAGUGGAAACACUGCUCUGCAUUACUGCUGCACAUAUGAGAAGCCAGAGUGUCUCAAACUGCUGCUCAGGGGAAAGCCAUCUAUUGACCUAGUAAAUAAAAAUGGGGAGACAGCUUUGGACAUUGCCAGACGACUGAAAAAUGCACAGUGUGAAGAGCUACUGGUGGAGGCAGCAGCUGGAAGAUUUAAUCCUCAUGUCCAUGUGGAAUAUGAGUGGAAUCUGCGGCUGGAGGAGAUUGAUGAGAGUGACGAUGACCUAGAUGACAAGCCUAGUCCAGUGAAGAAGGAGCGUUCUCCGCGACCUCAGAGCUUCUGUCAUUCCUCCAGUGUCUCUCCUCAGGAGAAGCUGUCUCUACCAGGUUAUUUAGGACACAGGGACAAACAGAGACUUUCCUAUGGAGCCUUUGCCAACCCUGUUUACAGUACUUCUACCGAUACACCUGCAUCUCCCAUAUCGGAGGGCCCCACAAUUGCCAGCAAGACCAUAUCAAAAGCUCCUUCCUCUGGACCGCCCACCUCCCUGCCACUGGGAUCUCAGUCAAGUGUAGGAGGCAGCUCCACACUAUCUAAGAAGAGAGCACCUCCUCCACCGCCCGGACACAAGCGCACCAUGUCAGAUCCCCCAAGUCCUGUGCUGCAGGGCCCUCAAAGCAAAGGAAGUGAGUGCACACCUCCAUCUGCAAAUUGGACAUCCCCUGCCAAUAAGUUUGAGGGAAUUCAGCAGCACCAAAGCACUACUUCUAUGAACGCAAAAGCAACAUUUGGCCCACGAGUUCUUCCCAAACUACCUCAAAAAGUGGCACUACGAAAGAUUGACACAAUCCACAUCCCCUCCAUGGACAAGUCCUGUCAGGGCCCCGAUGUGCUGCUGAAACCCCCACAGGCCCAGGACACCCCCCCUACUAGAGCUUUAGAUCCAAUAACUAGACCCACAGAGCCCCCGCCUAAAAUCCCACAACCCGCAGAAAAGUCCCAGCCUCUUGAGGUGCCUCAGAAACCACCGGUCUCAGACCUCCCCCCUAAACCACAACUGUCGGAUCUUCCCCCAAAACCACAAUUGUCAGAUUUACCCCCAAAACCUCAGCUUUCUGACCUACCCCCGAAACCACAGCUUAAGGAUCUGCCCCCCAAGCCACAACUCUCUGACCUCCCAUCCAAGCCUUCAUUGUCUUCAGCAUCUGAGCCCACAGAGAGGCAGCCGACACAGGAGGAAACAAGUCCAAAGCCCCAGCUGACAGAGUUACAGUCAUUCAGUCAGCAGGAGGAGCUGUCUCCCAGACAGGCCAGUGAGGACACGAAUGGUGCACCGGCAGGAGCUAUGGAGAUGCCAGUCCCUAUGCCACGCAAAAUCAACACAGUGGGAAAGAACAAAGUCAAGCGUGUGAAAACCAUCUAUGAUUGCCAAGCGGAUAAUGAUGAUGAGUUGACCUUCCUGGAGGGAGAAGUUAUAAUUGUUACAGGAGAGGAAGACCAGGAGUGGUGGAUCGGGCACAUAGAGGGGCAACCAGAAAGAAAAGGCGUCUUCCCAGUGUCCUUCGUGCACAGUCUGUCAGACUGACAGCAUACAAUGGUGUCAGGCAUGAGGCUCUCAAACUAGCACAAACUCCACGCUCUCUGGCCUCACACUGGACUGUGGACAUUGUAAAUAGCUGCUGAAACCCAAACAGUCUCCAGACAAACAAAACAUGAAGUAUCAAUACCAUGCUCCCUGAAUACUCAAGGAUGAAAUGUGUAAACUCUGUGUUGUUCAUAAACUGUGUUUUCCUGCCUACCAGUAUUAUCGUAGCCAUGGCAACCCAGCAUGCCAAACUGGGUUUGCAGUAGCUAUACUUGGAAUCUAGCACUUAACAUGUAUGCUGUAACUUUGUGUAUGUGUACACAUAUAGAAUUACAUUUUAAGUGUGUUUUUGUACAUACAUAUGCACAGAUGUAAGUGUAUAUUUAUGUACGUAUGUAUAAUGAAAAUGUGUGCAAAUGUUAACCCUGUUUGCUAAUGGAGCCAGAGUGACUCUAGACAUUUAGGUGUACUGUUUAAAACAAAUCAUCUCUUGAACUUUUGGAAGCAGUAAAUGAGGAUGAGAGCAAAAUACAAUGAAGUUACAUUAAUACUAUACCAGUGUUUAAAUUCCCAGCAUAGUGGCAUGCUGAUCAGGGAUUAAAACCAAAAUGUUAAGGUUUGAAGCAAAUAUCUCAUCUCUUAUAAAUACACUAUCAAUAUAUGAAUUAAUUCAGGCUGCAUUGCUUUGCUUAUUAGUGUGACAAUUAAAAGUCAGAAAUCACAUUUAUUCUGAAAGCCUCAAUGAGUUAGAGGCAUACAAAAUUAUGCUAGAAUAUGCUCUCCAUACUGAGAUGUUAAUAUGAUGGCUAUAUUCACCACAUAACCACAUAUUCAGGAAUAGGUGGGCCGAGGGGGCACAUGUCCUCUUCAAUGUCUAUGGUGUUUAUGGAAUUAGUUGUAUCUAUGAGACUGCUUCUUUGACACCCCAUUGUUGUUUAAUGCCAAAUCUGACAAAACCAAUGCCUCUUGGAAAGUGUCCUUGUCAAUCUUGUUUUAGUAUAUGAAACAAUAAUGUAUUUGGCUCACCUAGUCUCUGGAUGUCAUGCAUAAAAUCUAGCAUUAAUUGUAAAGCUCUGAUCAUUCACUCAAACAGCACAAAUUGUAGAUCUGUCUGGUCAAAAAUGGUUGACUUUGUGUAAAACAUACAUAUAUUGCAGUAGAAAACAUCUGUUAAAGAUUGGUUUGGCUAUUUUUUUUGUCUGCUUACAGUGACUAUGGAAUGUGGUUUUUGUGUGUGUGUGUGUGUGUGUGUGUGUUGUUCAUUUCAAAUGAACUCCAAGGGGACACAGCAGUGUGUGACUGACUCUGUAUGACUCAGAAUGAACUAAUGCUGCCUCAUUUAUCCUUGGUUUUUUAUUAUUACUGUAAUAACAAACAAUGUUGUAUUAAUGAUGCCACCAGUGGGAAUACUUUUAUUGGAUGGAUUAAAUUACUUUAUAGGCACCCGGUAGCGGUGGUAAAAACAAAUGGAUUAAUUUCUGAUUAUUUUACUCUAGAUAGGAGCUCCUGGCAGGGUUGCCCUCUUUCCCCAUUAUUUUUCUGGAACCAUUAUCAGCCGAUAUAAGAAAGGAGGAUGAUUUUCCGGAGGUGGUGGUGGAAGGUUUGGCGUGUAAACUUUUGUUGUACGCAGAUUAUAUUUUAUUAUUCGUUUCUGACCCUCUUGAUCUAUGCCUUGCCUCCACAGAAUUAUUAAUACCUUUUCUAAAUUCUCAGGAUAUGGAGUCAUUUGGUCUAAAUCCGAAGCUUUGGCUCUGACGGCGUACUGCCUAGUAACGUAUUUUCAGCCGGGCGCCUUCCAGUGGCCCAAACAGGGCAUUAUGUAUUUGGUCAUUUUAUUCCCAGCAAAUUUGUGUGAUUUAGUUAGUUCAUUUGAACCCUUUUAUAAAGAGAUUUUUGAGCGAUGUGUGUAAGUGGGCUUCGUUACAUUUAUCUAUGAUUGGUAAGGUUUAUGUUAUUAAAAUUAUUUGUAUUCCAAAAUUCAACUACCUGCUACAAUCUUUCCCUGUAGAUGUCCCCCUCUCUUAUUUUAAGUAAUUUGAUAGCAUAGCGAAGUCCUUCAUUUGGAAUGGUAAACAUCCCAGAUACAAUUAUGGUAAGUUGCAUAAGCCAAUUGACAAAGGUGGGCUAGGCCUACACUAGAUUUUGUUUUAUUAUUAUGCAUUCGGUCUCAGACAUUUGGCUCAUUGGUCACUUCUACCUGAUAGAGCCCCACCCUGGUUUUGUAUUGAACAGGAAGUUCUUGCCCCUAUUUCGCCAUUGCAAAUCCUUUCUAUCAGACUAUUCGGAGAAGUUAAGUCACACCUGUUAUCUUGCAUUUGCAUGUGGUAUGGACAAAAGUAUCCAGAGUGUUUCAUUCUGACAUUAUUUAAAUGUUGCCUCGAGCAUAUGGCUGAACCCAAAACUAUGUAUUAAUAAGUCCCUUUUCUGCUGGUCAGAGUGGAUUGUGAGGGAGGUUAAUACGAUCGGUGACCUAUAUGAGAGUGGAGUUUUGAGAUCCUUGUAAAGGAUUCCCAGAUCUCAGUUCUUAAGUAUUUAAAGUUGUGCCAUCUGCUCCGUACUAUUUUUGGGAGUAGCAUACACCCCCCUAAAGAGGCAGAUACUCUGGGAGUGGUGAUUACUGCUUUUGGAAAAGUAUAUGAGGCAUCAGUGUAUUACUCCCUGCUAAUUCAGAGUCUGGGAGCUUUAACUUCUAUCAAGAGAUUGUGGGAGAAAUAUUUUAAUCUAGUAUUGGAGGAGGGAGUGUGGGCUAGGAUUCUAAAAGGCAUCAAGUCUGUAUCUAGAGAUGCAAGGGUCCGUCUGAUGCAAUUCAAGAUUUUACAUAGAGUCUAUUGGACCCCCUCUAGAUUGUAUAGGCUUGGUCUUAAAGACACACCCACCUGCUGGUGAUGCCAAUCAGAAGAUGGAUACACAACCCAUGUUUUUUGGUGGUGUGUUAAGAUCCAAGAAUUUUGGUUGAAGGUUCAAAGUUUUAUGGGUGACGUAUUGGGCACUCAAAUUUCAUUUUGCCCCAGAGGGCAGUCAUCAAUAUAGGAGAUAAACACAUCCAAAAUUGGGUCCUGACCAGUGUUAUGAUAGGCAGACUAUUAUUUUAAGGAGAUGGAAGUCAGCUGGAGCACCCUCGUUUCAGGAGUGGUGCACAGAGAUGGGGAGGUUGGCAGAGGAGGUUUCAUGUAGAAGGCAGAGGAUCUGGGAUUUGUUUGAUGGGGAAAUGGAGCAGUUAUUUGGCAUUUUUGGGGGACUCAUGGGGAGCGGCUGUGGACAGAGAAGUAUAGUUUUAAAUGUGUAUGAUUAUUCUAUAUAUAUUUUUAGUUUUUUGUGUGUGUGUAUUUAUAUGUAACCACAGGGAUGUUCGU
Molecule: messenger RNA, 6947 nt
Organism: Xyrauchen texanus (razorback sucker)
Lineage: Eukaryota; Metazoa; Chordata; Actinopteri; Cypriniformes; Catostomidae
Gene: asap1a
Product: ArfGAP with SH3 domain, ankyrin repeat and PH domain 1a
Exons: 30
Coding region: 133-3594 (1153 amino acids)
Biological process (GO): positive regulation of GTPase activity
Cellular component (GO): cytoplasm
Molecular function (GO): protein binding; GTPase activator activity
Source: RefSeq, a predicted model, not a curated record